AUGGUUCUCCACAACCCCAACAACUGGCACUGGGUCAACAAGGACGCUGCGCCCUGGGCCCGGAACUGGCUGCAGGAAAACCUGAGCACCGUCAGUGCCGAGGAUGCAGGCGUGUCCGCCAAAGUAGAGAAGGUGACCUCCAUGGAUGGCGACGUAGACGUCAGCCAGCGCAAGGGCAAGGUCAUCACCCUGUACGAUGUCAAGCUGUCGCUAGAGUAUUCAGGUAAGACCAAGGACCAAGAGGAGGUCACCGGCUCCAUCAGCAUUCCCGAGGUCGCCCACGAUACCGAGGAAGAUGAGUACGUCUUCGAGGUCGAGAACCACGGCGAUUCUGCAUCUAAGCAGCCCGUAAAGGAUCUCGUCCGCUCCAAGAUCCUUCCUCAACUACGCCAGACCCUGGCCAAGCUCACCAACGCUCUCGUCAGCGAGCACGCCAAGGACCUCCAGCACGCCCCCGGCGUCAACCCUUCUGCCGGCUUCACCCCGGCCACCGUCCACCCCCAGACCUCUAAGAAAGAUGCCGCUCCCGCUACGUCCACGACUACCUCGACCACUGGCAAGGUCGCCGUGAACACUACCACUGUGACUGCCUCCGACGAGAUGCGUACCACCGCCGAGGAACUCUACAAUACCUUCACCGACCCCCAGCGCAUCGCCGCUUUCACCCGCGGUUCUCCCCGCCAGUUCGAGGGCGCCAAGGUUGGCGGCAAGUUCGCCAUCUUCGACGGUAACGUGGUUGGCGAGUACGUCAAGCUCGAUGCCCCGAAGCAGAUUGUCCAGAAGUGGCGUCUGGCUCAGUGGCCCGCGGGCCACUUCAGUACCCUCCAGAUCAACCUUGACCAGAACGAUGUCGACGGUGUCACCCAGCUGCGCGUCGAGUGGUCUGGUGUCCCUGUUGGCCAGGAGGACGUCACGAAGCAGAAUUGGGAGCUGUACUAUGUGCGCAGCAUUAAGCAGACCUUCGGGUUUGGCACUAUUCUCUGA
Molecule: messenger RNA, 984 nt
Organism: Penicillium argentinense
Lineage: Eukaryota; Fungi; Ascomycota; Eurotiomycetes; Eurotiales; Aspergillaceae
Product: AHA1 family protein
Exons: 4
Coding region: 1-984 (327 amino acids)
Biological process (GO): protein folding; positive regulation of ATP-dependent activity
Cellular component (GO): cytosol
Molecular function (GO): ATPase activator activity; protein-folding chaperone binding
Source: RefSeq, a predicted model, not a curated record